Molecule: messenger RNA, 2843 nt
Organism: Hippocampus zosterae (dwarf seahorse)
Lineage: Eukaryota; Metazoa; Chordata; Actinopteri; Syngnathiformes; Syngnathidae
Gene: ccsapb
Product: centriole, cilia and spindle-associated protein b
Exons: 5
Coding region: 151-945 (264 amino acids)
Biological process (GO): regulation of mitotic spindle assembly
Cellular component (GO): centriole; cytoskeleton; spindle
Molecular function (GO): microtubule binding
Source: RefSeq, a predicted model, not a curated record
UUAAAGAGACGUCUCUGACUGGGCGGUGCUAAAGAGGAGCAUUACAAACGGGACUCCGACAUGAACGCCAUUUGUCCCUUGCUUCCGUGAAACCCGAGCCUAGUACUCGUGUGAUUUAUUGCUCGACUGUCUAUUGGCGAAGGGAAGAAGAUGGUGACCAAAAGGAUCCGCUCGGAGUACAUGAAGAAAUUUAAAGACCCCAAAUGGGAGACUUACUCGAAAUGUUAUGAGGAAAGGCUGAAGUACAGGUUGGCUCGAAGACUUCUGGAGCAAUCGCACAAGCCCUGGUUCUGGAGUGGAUCCGACAGCGACUCGGAUUCAGUUGGAGGAAAUUCACCUCAGGCCGACAGGAGCCAAGCUCAGUGUUGUGAGAAAGGUGAUGAGCCUGCGGGGGCCGAGCUGGAGGAGUGCCAGGGGUCCAAGGUUGAUGUACUAAGUCUUCCCGUCCUGGAGCAGGAGAAACAAAAUUCCCAUUCUCAAGGGGCAGAACAGAGUGUCAGGAAACACAAAAGUGUUACUCACCGGGAACCACAAGCAGUGUUUCAUCUUGAAAAAGAUCCUGCAGCUCGAGCGGCACCGCAGACAACACCACAGAGGCUUCCCAAGUUUAAGUGUGUCCAGCGGGUUAAAAAAACAGCAGUGGUGCGGCCUCCAAAUGAUGAAAGCAAACAUCCUUUUGCUCUGUAUGCUUCUGGUGAGAAGGAUGCCGACGUUGCCAGCAGAAAGACACACAACGUUCGACCUGCUUGUUCGACCGAUGAGAUCCAUGCAUCAGCUCUGAGGGCAAAGUCCAGGCGGGAAGUAGAGCGACAGGUCCAGGCCCAGCGAUGCGACCGUCGCCGAGCCAAGUCGGCUGAUUUGGACCAAUCCAGAAAGAGGGUUCAGCCUGAGUUUAACCCUUGGCUCACUGAGUACAUGCGUUGCUUCUCUGCUCGCUCUCGAUGAAACUCACUCACUCACUCACUCACUCACUCACUCACACACUUAACAAUACUAAGCCAAACAGGUUCCAUGGCUAGUAGGCCAUCAUUGAAAGUAGGGAUGUUCAAUACCAAAUUUUUUUUUUUGGCUCACCAAUAUCAGUAUGGGUAUUAAAUCUCGAGUACUCAGCAAUACUAUGAAGUAACAAAACUUGAUAUUUGAUACAUAACAUUUCAAUUUACACAAUGACAGAUAAUUGUGAACAAAGAUGAUGAUUUACCCUGCUACCGUGUAGCACCAACUACUGGCAAAGAAGACAUAUUUGAUGGCAGAUUUGCCUCAAGUAUUGUUGGCUGGUAUCGGCAUCUUUCAUAAAUGCCCAAUACCUUGCAUUCAAGCGGAUUACAGACCGAUACCGAUACCUAGUAUCGAUACUCAUCCAUUCCAAACUGAAAGUAACAUAUAGUAAUUCUAAUGGAGAUAUCUACAUAUUAAAAUGAGAAUUUUAAAGCCAUAUACAGAUCCAGUCCCUAGGCACAUGCUGUAUAAGAGCAGGGCCUAUUUCUUUACUAGAUCUGUUACAAGGGGCAGCAUGUGGCACAAAUGGUUAUCAUGCCGGUCUCAUAGUUGUGAAAUACAGGGUCCAAAUCCCGGCUCUGAAUUUGCUGUGUGGGGUUUGCAUGUUCUCCCCAUGCAUCGCACUUCCUCUCACAUUCCUUAAACGUGCUUGUUAGGUUAAUGGCUGACUAAAUUGUCCACGAAUGUGAAUGCAAGUGUAAAUAUGUAUUCAUGUUUAAGUGGCGACCAAUCCUGUGGAGCUGGGUUAGCCUUGGGCUCACUUGCAAAACUCAUGAGGACAAAUGCUGAAGAAUAGGAAUGGAGCAUACUUCAAGGCUGAUUAUGUGACCACUAACAACACAAGGGCACAUUUAGAAAGCCACUUUUUGAUGAUUUUGUCAUAAGAUUGUGAUCACCACAAAGAAUGUAUAUCCCUUAUGAAAUACGUAAUAAGACCAUACAUAGUUGUGUGUGUGUGUGUGUGUGUGUGUGUGUAAAGACUAAGAAAAUGUCUUCCUAACAGGUUUACAUAUAUUAAAUAUUGCUGUUGGAGAAAAACUGGUGUACAAUUGUUGUUGAGAAGAGCAUGGAUAUUAAGCGCCCUUUCACAACUUUUUUUCGAGGCCACUUAAAGGCUGUGUAUGUGAGACAUACCGCAGGUGUCGCAGUGGUUAUCUUCAGGAGGGUUAUAAAUUAACCUUAUUCAGGUGUUUGGACCACUAAGGUCAAAUUGAUUCAUCAGAAUUGUCAUUUUAAAAUGAGGCCAAUGUUGAAACUAAUUCAACAAUGGACAUAAGCCAAAUCAACUCUCAUGGAAAGACACUUCGAGGGCUAAUCAGCUCUGUGCCAUAUAAUGACAUUUUGUUUAUAUUGAUGUUAAUUAAAACUAAAAUUAACUUUUUUUUUCUAGUUCAUACCAGGGUCAGGUUUUAUUGUUCGUGUUCAUUCUCAGUGGAAUACCAGCAUGAUUCUGUAAAUAUCACUUCGAACAAAGAUGUGAAUUUUUGUGCAAUAUUAAUACCCUGGAAAUAGUGUGAAGUCUGACAAUCAUUAAGAGGAAAUUUAAAGUUUGUAACUCUUUUGCUAGAUUUGUCGUUGAUAGAAGUUCUAUUCUCCAUUAAACAGGUUUUGAUUGGACAGUGAGGAAUGUUCAUUGUUAUUUGAGUAGUGUAUUAGAGCAACAGAUAUUCAGUCUGAAUUGAAUGGUUUGGUUUCGUAUAAGACUUAGGUUUUCUUUCCUUCGUCCCCGCAGCUUUAGAACAUGAAUAAAAUGUUAUCAUGAUAAAAGCUGUCACAACAACAAUGCUCUUAAAAGUUCUGUCAUGUUUACCUUUCAAGCUUUUAAUAAACACAUUUUCCACCCA